Molecule: messenger RNA, 1198 nt
Organism: Linum tenue
Lineage: Eukaryota; Viridiplantae; Streptophyta; Magnoliopsida; Malpighiales; Linaceae
Source: the annotation of a GenBank genome assembly
AAAGAGCAAAAUGGGCAGCAUCGCCACCAACUGGAAGAAGCUGAGCGGUGAGAACAACUGGGAUGGGCUGUUGGAGCCACUGGACGCUGACCUCCGGCGGUACCUCAUCCACUACGGGGAGCGGCUGCAAUCCGUCCACGACGCCUUCAACGGGGAAACCCUGUCCACUGCCUACGGGCUCAGCCGGUACCCCCCGGAAAAUUUCUUCUCCCAUGUCUUCCUCCAGAACGGGAAGCCGUACAAGUACCAGAUCACCAACUUCUUCUACGCCUACUCGGAGUUAGCGCUGGGCGACUGGGUCCUCGCCGGACAGUCUGCCUGGAUCGGGUACGUGGCGGUGAGCACGGAGGAAGGGAAGUCGGUGUUGGGGAGGAGGGACAUCCUGGUCUGCUGGAGGGGCACUGAGACCAAACUGGAGUGGUUCGCAGAUGCGGACUUCCCAACAAUUCCGGUCGGCCAAGUUUAUGGGACUACUCAUAAUCCCAAGGUCCAUGAGGGGUUCUUUGGUGUCUAUACUCACAACAACCCUGAUUCUACCUACAGCAAGAACAGUGCCAGGGAACAGGUCCUGGCAGAGGUGAAAAAGCAGGUGGACAAAUACCGCGACGAGGAAACGAGCAUAACCGUGGUGGGACACAGCUUGGGCGCCGCCCUUGCAACCCUAAACGCGGCGGACAUCGUGGCCAACAACUACCACAAACCAACGGAUUCGAACGUCGGCUGCCUGGUCACGGCCUUUGCUUAUGCUAGCCCACUUGUCGGCGACAAGGGCUUCUACAACAUGUUCAAUGCACUGACGGACCUUCGACUUCUCCGGGUCAGGAACUUCUUCGACCCGGUCCCCUCCCUCCCGCCCAAGAUAUUUGGGUUCGACGAGGUCGGGAAGGAGAUUUUCAUGGUCAUUGUGUCACCUUUCUGUAAAUCACCUCUCGACAACCCACACAACUUGGAGCUCUACAUGCAUGGAGUUGCGGGGUGGAACGGAAUCAUGCCGUUUAAGCUCAUGGUGGAGCGAGACAUCGCGUUGCUGAACAAAGGAGGGGAUCUUCUCCUGGAAAAGCACAAAGUGCCGCCCAAAUGGUGGAACGUGAAGAAUAAUGCAAUGUACCAGCUGGAUGAUGGGUCGUGGGAUCUCCGUGACUACAUGCCUCCUCCUCCAGAGGCUGUCGUCCUCAUAUAAAUCAAUUUCUCAGAGGCU